Molecule: messenger RNA, 2697 nt
Organism: Oncorhynchus nerka (sockeye salmon)
Lineage: Eukaryota; Metazoa; Chordata; Actinopteri; Salmoniformes; Salmonidae
Product: putative nuclease HARBI1
Exons: 9
Coding region: 1582-2409 (275 amino acids)
Source: RefSeq, a predicted model, not a curated record
UGUAGAUCAGGGGCCUGUUGCACAAAAGUAGAAUUAAGACAUCCGGGAUAAAUGACUCAGCUGAGCUCAAUGAAGCCAAAACAUGUGCGUCCAGGCUUAAUUGGUUGCACAAAGACCAAGCCAGGAUGAGCAGACACGGAUUCAUUAAGCCAGGUGAAACCAAUCCUGGAUAGGUGCGCGCUCACGGCUCACUCAAAUAGACCCCGCCACAGAUCACAGAUUAACUGAUUUACCAUGGCAACUAGAGCCGCGUACUUUUCCCCGUCGGAAGCACAAAUCCUCAUGGAGGCAUACGAGGAGGUAAAAGAUAUAAUUAAGAAGAAAGGCAACACCGCCACAGUGAUAAAGCAAAGAGAAAAAGCGUGGCAAAGUAUUGCAGACCGCCUGAAUGCGUAAGUAGUGCACAAUUACACACUCACCGCUCCGCUGAAACAUCACAAUUACAAUUCAAAUAUUUAAUUCACAUCUCCAAAAAUGCAGUUGUACUGUAAUUAUGAAACGGUUAAAUUUUUUAAUUGAAAUACAUUGCAGAUAUGAGUGAAAUUGUGUAAAGUAACUCCAUCACACUGUAUAAAGCUAUGAUACAUUUUUUGAUAUUUUUACUGAAAACAAGACAAAAAUACCAAGUAAUUUUUUGCAGUGUGACUCCAUUAAAUGUGUGUGUGUGUGUGUGUGUGUGUGUGUAGAUUAAACAUGAACGGGCCAAAACGGACAUGGCAGCAGGUCAAAAUCAAAUACAAGAACAUUCUGCAGAAUGCAGUGAAAAAGAAUACCCACAGACAAGGCACGGGUGGUGGGUCACCAAAGGCUGACCUUACCCCAGCAGAGGACAUGGCCUUGGAGCUAAAUAAAGGCAGGCCCGUCUUAGAGGGGAUCCCUGGGGGGAAAGAGACGAGCAUAGGUUCCUCCCAAGAUGCCACCCGCUUCAUUCAAGUGCCUGGCAGCACUGUGUUCCUGUUAGAGCCACCAGCACAAGCACCAGACGAUGCUGAUCCAGGUGAAGGCCCCAGUGCAGCAGCAACAGCACAUGAUGGAGACGAUGAUGAGGAGGAGACCAUCUCUCUGGAUUCCAGAAGGCAUGAGGACCCAGAUGCUAUACAGUGGGAAAACCAGCCUGGCAACAUAGUGCGUAUUAGUAAAAGGACACCACAUCCUGCCAAAUUCCAGCUGCGCUAAUUGUAUUGUGUUCACAGAGCUCACAAGCUAUCAGAAAGUUGUAUGGCAACCACCUCCGCGCCAAAUAGAACUGGCAGACAUAGACAUUCAGUACAAGAAGAAAAAGAUGGAAAAUCUUGCACUGGAGUCCGAAAUAAAAAAGAGGACAAUUAGGAAACUGGACCUGAAAUAAAAAAACUUGAGAGGGAGCUCCAAGAAGAUGACACAGCUCAAAAUAAAAAUUAGGUAUAUUCUCGUAAAGUCAAGUGAGCCAUGACAUAUGAGCUCUUAUUGUGAGCACACAGGACGGUGGCAUCUUUCUAAGGUUUUUUUAUUUUCCCAGCAAUCAGUACAACCAAGUCAUCGUUAUAAGGCAUCGCCCUCUUUUGCCCACCCCCCCAGCACCAGGUGUGGCCACUAGCCUAUAUGAAGGCCCAAAAUUGUGUGUUCCUUUCUGCUCUGACAAUGGCAUGCCCAUUCGUGCGAGAUGUGGUGGAUGAAGAAGCACUUGUGCUGAGGAGAGCCUUCAGGCGAGAAAGGGUCUUCAGGGACCGGUUGGACCCACUGGCCUUCCCUGAUGACCAUCUAUAUGAAAGAUACAGGUUUUCUGCAGAUGGCAUCAGGUAUCUAUGCAGACUACUGGGUCCCAGGAUUAAGCACCGCACUGCACGGAGCCAUGCACUGAGUGUGGAGCAAAUGGUUUGUGUAGCCUUGCGCUUUUUUGCUAGUGGAGCCUUCCUGUACUCAGUGGGGGAUGCUGAACAAGGCCCAAUUUGCCGCACAAUAAGGAGUGUGUGUCUGGCUAUCAAAGCAUUAGCAGAUGUCUUCAUCUCCUUCCCUGGCCACAGAAGACUCUGUGACAUCAAAGAGGAGUUCUAUAGGAUUGCAGGUUUCCCCAAUGUCAUUGGUGCAGUGGACUGCACACACAUAAGGAUAAAAGCCCCCUCAGGUGCCCAUGAGGCCGAUUUUGUGAAUAGGAAAUCCUUUCACAGCAUUAAUGUUCAGAUGGUCUGCAAUGCUGACUGUGUGAUCAGCAAUGUUGUGGCAAAAUGGCCUGGCUCAGUCCAUGACUCCAGAAUCUUUCGGGCCUCUGAAAUCUAUCAGUGCCUAUCACAAGGUGAAUUCUCUGGUGUGUUGCUGGGAGACAGGGGGUAUGGCUGCCAGCCUUUUCUCCUGACACCUUUCACAGACCCCAGGAAGCACAGCAGGCCUACAACCAUGCCCAUGCCAGGACCAGGGCCAGAGUUGAAAUGACCUUUGGCCUCCUGAAGGCACGCUUUCACUGCCUUCACAAAUUAAGGGUCAGCCCUGUUAGGGCAUGUGAUAUUACUGUGGCUUGUGCUGUCCUCCACAAUGUGGCCUGCCUGAGGAAGGAGAGGGCCCCCAGAGUGCCACCAGCCAUGGACUGGGACAAUCCGGCAAUCUUCCCUGAUGACGACAGUGGUCGGCUGCUGAGGGACCAAUAUGUGUUGAAUUAUUUUAGUUAGUAUGUGUGCUUUCAAUUUUGGUUAAAUAUGUCCUGCGGUGGCAGAGGAAUUUGGG